AUGAGUCUCAUCGAUAACCCGAUUGCCGGUCCAUCCCACCAACGAGCAGCCACUACCACCACCACUACCACCACCACCACUACUAAUACCUCAAAAACCCGCCAACGCCAACACAGCUCGACCUUAGAAUCUCCCCUCCAUCUGCUAGACGACCCCUUCAACCCCUCCCGACUCUCAUCAAUCAUCAAACCCACUCGCCCUCGGCCUGCUAAUCGAAGCCCAUCUAGUCCUAGCAAGAAACGACACUACGGCGACCGCUUUAUUCCCACCCGCGGUGAUGGAAUCGACCUCUCGACUAGCUUUCAAUUGAUGCCCGAUGGCCCGUCUACCCCUACCAGAGCCGGCAAUGGAUCCAAGAAGACCGUCGUAGCCGCAGUAACCGAUUUAGAGAAAGAUGAAGCUCGUCGGACAUUUACGAACCUAUUGAAGGCGGAGACCUUUGGCAGUGACCCAUCGGAGAUGCCCCAUUUCAUCCACCAUUCAUCGCCCACCCAUUCCAGACAAGCCUCGACAGUCCCAAACUCCUCCCCAGGGACCCCACGCCGGUCGACGGCGACGAAGCUGUUCAACUAUUCCUCGCCGAGUCGGAAGGAGAGCGCCAACGUUCUCGAUUCGCCCACUCAUCCACGAUACAGCACCACGCCGAUCAAGCAGGAGAGCCAACGCUUGUUGCUCUCGCCCCGCAAGCCGACCAGAGCGUUGAGCAAGGUGCCCUUCAAGGUGCUCGAUGCCCCCGACCUUGCCGACGACUAUUACCUCAACCUGGUCGACUGGAGCUCCACCAACGUCUUGGCCGUCGGCUUGGGCUCGCAAGUCUAUCUCUGGUCGGCAGCAACGAGUGCGGUGACCCGACUGGUCGACGUUGCCGUCCCGGGCUCCUCCGACCACACCACCUCGCUCUCCUGGAUCGGCAAGGGGAACAUCCUGGCCAUCGGCACAGAUUCGGGCAAGACCCAUAUCUGGGACACCCAGGUGGGGAAACGAAUCCGGACGAUGGAGGGGCACGAGAGUCGGAUCGGAUGCAUGGACUGGAACGAGUACAUCCUCUCCACCGGCUCCCGCGACCGCUCGAUCGUCCAUCGUGACGUCCGCGCCGCCGACCAUUGGCUCUCCCGCAUCAACGUCCAUAAGCAGGAGGUCUGCGGCCUCAAAUGGAACGUCAACACCAACCAACUCGCCUCGGGUGGGAACGACAAUCGACUGCUGAUCUGGGAGUCCAAAGCGUCUAACGCGCUCCCUCUGUUCCGCUUCAACGAACACACCGCAGCCAUCAAGGCGCUCGCUUGGAGUCCCCAUCAAAACGGACUGCUCGCCUCGGGUGGUGGCUCCGCCGAUAAGAGGAUCCGCUUCUGGAAUACUAUCAAUGGAACCCUGUUGAACGAAAUCGACACCGGCUCCCAAGUCUGCUCCUUGAAAUGGUCCAAAAACUCCAACGAAUUGGUCUCCACUCAUGGCUUCUCUCCAGGUCCUAUCCAGAAUCAGGUCUGUUUAUGGAAGUAUCCUAGCAUGCAACAGAUUGCUACGUUGAGUGGACAUACCUAUCGAGUGUUGUAUCUAGCGAUGUCGCCAGAUGGGGAAACCAUUGUGACAGGAGCGGGAGACGAGACCCUGCGAUUCUGGCGAGCGUUCCCGAAGAAAAAGAGCUCCUCCUCCUCUGCCUCUCCCUCGACGACGACGACGACGACGGGCACGACUUCUGGCUCGUCGACGAUGGGCUUCGAGAGUAACGGGAACAACAACACCCUUCUGGCUGGCCGGGGCUCGCCGAUCGUCAACCAUUUCGGAGCAGCCAACGCUAACCCCUCGCUCUCCCCCUCGCCUAUCUUCAACCCCGGAAUCCACCAUCCCCCCGGUAACUUCUUGAACUUGUUCGCUCAGAUCCGCUGA
Messenger RNA from Puccinia graminis f. sp. tritici CRL 75-36-700-3, 1887 nucleotides. RefSeq lists its product as uncharacterized. Gene Ontology annotation, molecular function: anaphase-promoting complex binding; protein binding; ubiquitin ligase activator activity. The coding region runs from base 1 to 1887 and encodes 628 amino acids. Gene Ontology annotation, biological process: anaphase-promoting complex-dependent catabolic process; positive regulation of ubiquitin protein ligase activity; positive regulation of anaphase-promoting complex-dependent catabolic process. The record is from RefSeq and is a predicted model, not a curated record. Gene Ontology annotation, cellular component: anaphase-promoting complex. NCBI's taxonomy places the organism in Eukaryota, Fungi, Basidiomycota, Pucciniomycetes, Pucciniales, Pucciniaceae. The transcript is spliced from 4 exons.